UUUCAUUUUUUUUGUUCUCAACCAGAAAUUUCCCUAUAAAUUGCAACUAUUAUUUUCAAAUUUUCAUUCAUCAUAAUUUAUUCUACACUAUAACAAAAUCAUGGCUCCUUUUCUCUACUCACUUCUGCUUUCUUCAAUCUACUUCACAUUAUCUUCUUCUGCAAAAUCCUCCGAAAACGGCGGCUUCACCGUCGACUUAAUCCACCGUGAUCCGCCCUCCGGCGACGCACCUUUCCGCCGCCUGAGAAGCGCAUUCGACCGCUCCUUCUCACGAAAAUCCUCCUUGCUCUCGAGCUCCCUGCAGGACUCCGUCGACGCUCCGAUCACUCCCGUCGGCGGCGAGUACGUGAUGAAGUUCAUGAUCGGAACCCCGCCGGUCGAGCAGCUCGGCAUCGCCGACACCGGCAGCGAUCUCACGUGGACGCAGUGCCAGCCAUGCACGAAUUGCUACGAGCAGAACUCGCCGCUCUUCGAUCCCUCCAAAUCCUCGACGUACCGGCCAAUCUCUUGCCAAUCCGGCCAGUGCCAGGCCACCGGAACUCCGUCGUGCGGCGGCGACGGCGAAUGCAAGUACCAGGUCGCGUACGGCGACAGAUCGCACACCGCCGGCGACGUCGCGGCCGAAACCCUAACUUUUGGCGGGAACGUCUCUUUCCCCAAAUUUGCCUUCGGAUGCGGCCACGACAACGAAGGCACCUUCAGCCAGACCGGCUCCGGCAUCGUCGGCCUCGGCGGCGGCUCGAUCUCGAUCGUGAACCAGCUCCGGAGCGCCACCGCCGGCAGAUUCUCCUACUGCUUGACGCUCCUCAGCUCGAAUGUCUCGAGUAAGAUUAGUUUCGGCAGCAGCGCGGUCGUUGCUGGACCUAAUGUCGUCUCGACUCCGAUCGUGAAGAAAUCUCCCGAUACAUUUUACUAUCUCACUUUGGAAGGGAUGAGCGUUGGUGAAAAUAGGGUAAAUUAUGCGGCAAGCGGCGCCGCGGCGGCGGCGGCGGAGGGUGGUGAGGGCAACAUCAUCAUCGACUCCGGCACGACGCUGACGUUCGUGCCGCAGGAGAUUUACGAGGGGGUGGAGGCGGCAUUGACGGAGGCGAUCACGGCAGAGCGCGCCACCGAUCCGCAGGGGACGUUCGGUUUGUGCUAUCGAGUUGGCGGUGGCGGCGGAGGGAUUGAUGCACCGCCGGUGACGGCGCACUUUACGGGGGCGGAUCUGGAGCUGCCGGCGGCGAGCGUGUUUGUGGAGGUGGAGGAAGGGAUUGGUUGUUUGACGGUGGUGCCGUCGCAGGAUUUGGCUAUAUUUGGGAAUUUGCAUCAGAUGAAUUAUCACAUUGGAUAUGAUCUUGUGAAGAAUGAAGUGAGCUUUCUGCAGACUGAUUGCACCAAGCUUGAAUAAGAAUUUGCGUGGUUUAUCUUCAUAAAAUAAAGUGGGUUGCUGUAUUUAAUUUUCUUUUCUCUUUUUCGUAUUUCCUAGAUUUAUGUAAUGAUCCUUUCAGUUUUUAGUAAUGGUAAAUUUGUUU
Salvia miltiorrhiza (redroot sage) is the source of this 1514-nucleotide messenger RNA. RefSeq names its product aspartic proteinase CDR1-like. Gene Ontology annotation, molecular function: aspartic-type endopeptidase activity. Gene Ontology annotation, cellular component: extracellular region. Gene Ontology annotation, biological process: proteolysis. The record is from RefSeq and is a predicted model, not a curated record. Lineage: Eukaryota; Viridiplantae; Streptophyta; Magnoliopsida; Lamiales; Lamiaceae. The transcript has a single exon. The coding region runs from base 101 to 1390 and encodes 429 amino acids.